AUGAGGGACACCUGCGCAGUAUGUAGCCUCUCGGAAACCGGCGCGCUACAAUUGGACAUCGCCGCACUGAGCGAGACUCGUUUCUUCGAACAUGGUCAACUGAAGGAGGUGGGUGCCGGAUACGCCUUCUUCUGGAGCGGUCGCUCCAAGGCAGAGCUACGGGACGCGGGUCUCACCUUCGCCAUUCUCAACGACAUCGUGGGACGACUGCCCUGUCUGUCGCAGGACAUCAACGAUCGCUUGAUGAGCCUCCGUCUGCCUCUCCGGGGACGUAAAUUUGCCGCUAUCGUCAGCGCCUACGCUCCCCCGAUGACCAGCCCUGAUUCCGCCAAGGUCGAAUUCUACAGCGACCUGCACGUCCUCCUAGCGACCGCGCCGAAGGCGGAUAAGUUGAUUGUCCUUGGCGAAUUCAAGGCCCAUGUCGGAAAAGACUUUGCUGCCUGGAGGGGAGUGCUGGUCCCUCACGGAACCGCUGGCUGCAACGGCAAUGGCCUUCUUCUCCUGCGGACCUGA
Spirometra erinaceieuropaei is the source of this 513-nucleotide messenger RNA. NCBI's taxonomy places the organism in Eukaryota, Metazoa, Platyhelminthes, Cestoda, Diphyllobothriidea, Diphyllobothriidae. The record is from the annotation of a GenBank genome assembly.